AUGCCCCGUCGACCCUCGCCCAUCCGCAGGCGCGUCCAGACCUUCAUCAAGCGCCUGUCCGGCGGCAGCUUCCACGCCUCCGACAACGGCGUUGACGAAGAAGAAAACCCCUUCGCUGAUCCCGUCAACCCCUUUACUGACCCCCCUACCAUCACCGAGCUCGUCGAAGCUGAGCUUGUGGUUUUUACGCAUAUUGUCACGGACCUCUACAACCGGCCUCACCACACUACGGUGCCCGACCUUACCGCAGAGCUGGAUCUACGCUUAGACCUGUUGAAGAGGGGUGGGAAGAGCAAGGAUAGAAUUGCGAAGAUGCUGAGGAAGGAGAUGGUUGGCAGCGGGCUGAGGGCGAGGAUUGAUGUACAGAGACAUAGGUUUAAGGAUGCAAAUGACCACGAUUUGGUGUUGAGGUUGGAGACUGUGGGUUUUCUCUGA
Molecule: messenger RNA, 435 nt
Organism: Morchella importuna
Lineage: Eukaryota; Fungi; Ascomycota; Pezizomycetes; Pezizales; Morchellaceae
Exons: 1
Coding region: 1-435 (144 amino acids)
Source: RefSeq, a predicted model, not a curated record